Messenger RNA from Mustela lutreola (European mink), 2388 nucleotides. Its product is annotated as butyrophilin subfamily 2 member A2-like. The transcript is spliced from 8 exons. Gene Ontology annotation, biological process: regulation of cytokine production; T cell receptor signaling pathway. NCBI's taxonomy places the organism in Eukaryota, Metazoa, Chordata, Mammalia, Carnivora, Mustelidae. The record is from RefSeq and is a predicted model, not a curated record. Gene Ontology annotation, cellular component: external side of plasma membrane. The coding region runs from base 173 to 1762 and encodes 529 amino acids. Gene Ontology annotation, molecular function: signaling receptor binding.
CCAAGAAAAGGGUUUCUUUCUCCGGCAAGUUUUGUUUCCCGAUUAUGUUUAUGAGAUUAGAGAGAAGAAGGACAAUAGGAAAAUCUUCAUUUGAAAGUCGGAGGAGAUAAAACGCAGAGGAGAAUUCAAGAAGGCCUUGCGUCGCUGCUUCUCCAGGGAGCCCAGUCUUUGGAUGGAGGCGGCCGCUGCUUUGCGCUUCUCCGUGCCCCGCUCCCUUCUGUCCUUCAUGUUGGUCAGCUGCUUGGGCCUGCUCUCAGCCCCGUUUACUGUCAUGGGGCCAGCUGACCCUGUCCUGGCCAUGGUGGGAGAAGACACCAUGUUCCGCUGCCACCUGUCCCCCAAGAAGGACGCAGAGCACAUGGAGGUGCGCUGGUUCCGUGCUCAGUUCUCCCCAGCAGUGCUUGUGUAUAAGGAUGGACAGGAGAGGACCGAGGAGCAGAUGGAGGAGUACCGGGGAAGAACCACCUUGGUGAGUGACCACAUCAACACAGGGAGUGUGGUGCUUGUCAUACACAACAUCACAGCCCACGACAAUGGCAUCUACCACUGUUACUUCCAAGAAGGCAGAUCCUACGAUGAGGCCAUCCUGCGCCUGAUGGUGGCAGGCCUGGGCUCUAAGCCGCUCAUUGAAAUGAAGGGCCAGGAGGAUGGCGGCGUGCGGCUGGAGUGCACGUCCGGAGGAUGGUACCCGGAGCCCUAUGUGGUAUGGAGGGACCCUCACGGUGCGAUCAUGCCGGUGCUGGAGGAGGCUUACACAGUGGACACAGAAGGCCUCUUCAUGGUCACCACGGCCGUGGUCAUCAGGGACUGCUCGGUGAGGAACGCGUCCUGCUCUGUGGUCAGCACCCUGCUUGGCCAGGAGAAGGAAACCAUCAUUUUCAUCCCAGAAUCCUUUGCUCCCAGCAUGUUUCCCUGGACGGCGGGCCUCGCUGUCCUCCUGCCUUCUCUGCUUCUCUUCAUCACCGGGAGCGUCUGUCUCAUCAGGAAACUCCACAGAGGAAAAGAGGUUGAAAAAGAAGAGAAAGAAAUUGCAUGUAAGGAACUGGAGACAGACCAGAUGGAAAAAGAGAAAGAACGUCAAAUAAGAGAGCAACUUGAAGAAGAACUACGAUGGAGAAGAACCUUGCUACAUGCCGCCGAUGUGGUCCUGGAUCCGGACACCGCUCAUCCUGAGCUCUUCCUCACAGAGGACGGGAGAAGCGUGAGACGAGGCCCCUCCAGGCAGAGUGUCCCCAACAACCCGGAGAGAUUCGACUGCCGGCCUUGCGUGCUGGGCCUGGAGAGCUUCUCCUCAGGAAGGCAUUACUGGGAGGUGGAGGUUGAAAACGUGAUGGUGUGGGCUGUGGGGGUUUGCAGAGACAGUGUUGAGAGGAAAGGGGAGGCCCUACUGGUCCCCCAGAAUGGCUUCUGGACCCUGGAGAUGUUUGGAAACCAGUACCGGGCCCUUUCUUCCCCUGAGAAGAUUCUCCCCCUGAGAGAGCGUCUUCGCCGGGUGGGCAUCUUUCUGGACUAUGAAGCCGGAGAUAUCUCCUUCUAUAACAUGAGGGACAGAUCACACAUCUACACAUGUCCCCGUUCACCCUUUUCUGGGCCCCUAAGGCCCUUCUUCAGGCUGGGGUCUGAUGACAGCCCCCUCUUCAUCUGCCCAGCCUUCAUGGGGGCACGGGGGGUCCUGGUGCCAGAGGGCGGCUUGAUUCUCCACAGGAUGGGGACCCAUCGUCGCAGCCACCAUGAAGAGUUUCCUGGCCUCAGAGCCAAGUAGAGAAGCCUUGGGCUGUCUCUGCUUCCAGAGCACAGCACCCUGGAAGGAGAUGGGCCUGGACCCAUGGAAGAACUGAGGGGAGGGAAGCCACAGCUGGAGGUCAGGGACUGGGGAAGCAGCCGGGGAGGUGAGAGCCACCGAAGGGUACGAGUGCUGCGAGCCUCACCCUCACAGCCGAGGGGCUCAGGAGCUGAUGGUCCAUUUCCAGCCCUCCCCUGAGCUUUCCAGACUACACAGCAAAGCUUUCCCAACCUAGAACUGAGCUGAAGGAUGAAGACACAUCUUGGCCUGGCUCAGGUGUCCCGUCGGUAAACUGGGAGUCAGUACUCUGUUCUGAGUAUGGCCUGAGGUUUAAGGUCCCUACUGAGCAGGUGAGUACUGAACCAGGUAGAUCCCCAGGUUCAGGUUCAAGGGGAAAAGCAGCACUUUACAAAUUUUUGACCUCAGGCUUCCUUUAGACAUUAAAAAUUAUUGAGGGGGGCGCCCUGGUAGCUGAGUCAGUUGAGUGUCCUACUCUUGGUUUUGGCUCAGGUCUUGAUCUCAGGGUUGUGAAAUUGAGCCUUUCAUCCAGCUCCGUGUCAGAACAGAAUCUGCCUGAGAUUCCCUCUCCUUCUCCCUCUGCCCCU